This is a messenger RNA of Callorhinus ursinus (northern fur seal), 2569 nucleotides long. Lineage: Eukaryota; Metazoa; Chordata; Mammalia; Carnivora; Otariidae. The record is from RefSeq and is a predicted model, not a curated record.
CGGAGAGUUCUGGAGUCCACCUAAGGAACCUCAGCAAUGCAGUGUAACAAAUAACCUGAGAAUAACCACACCCAAGGAUAAAGGAAGACAGCCUCAUUUUGCCUGCAUCACUCCAGCCCCUGAGCCAGCGUUGCUCCUCCGGGUCAGGAGGGAGCUCCCCGGCUGAGAGAAUGCCCCUCGCUGAGAAAGGAAGAAGGAGAACGGAGAUGUGGCUUUUGAUUCUGGUGGCGUAUUUGUUCCAAAGAAAUGUGAAUUCAGGAUGUAUGCCAACUAAAGCUGCGGAUCCGGAAGCAUUCAUGAAUAUUAGCGAAAUCAUCCGACAUCAAGGCUACCCUUGUGAAGAGUAUGAGGUUGUGACAGAAGAUGGGUACAUCCUUUCAGUUAACAGAAUUCCUCAAGGCCCAGCGCAACUUAAGAAAACAGGUCCGAGGCCAGUGGUAUUACUGCAGCAUGGCCUGAAUGGGGACGCCAGCCACUGGAUCUUCAACCUGCCCAACAGCAGCCUGGGCUUCAUUCUGGCAGACGCCGGUUUUGACGUGUGGCUGGGGAAUAGCAGGGGGAACACCUGGUCUCGUAAACACAAGACCCUCUCCGUAGACCAAGAUGAGUUCUGGGCUUUCAGUUAUGAUGAGAUGGCUAGGUUUGACCUUCCUGCAGUCAUAAACUUUAUUUUGCACAAAACCGGCCAGGAAAAGAUCUACUAUGUCGGCUAUUCACAGGGCACCACCAUGGGCUUUGUUGCUUUUUCCACCAUGCCAGAACUGGCUCAGAAAAUCAAAAUGUAUUUUGCUUUAGCGCCCAUAGCCACUAUUAAACAUGCAACAAGCCCUGGUACCAAAUUUUUGUUGCUGCCGGAUAUGAUGAUCAAGGGACUGUUUGGCAGAAAAGAAUUUCUGUACCAGACCAGAUUCUUCAGACAGUUUGCUAUUUACCUGUGUGGUCAGAUGAUUAUGGAUCAGAUUUGUAGCAACUUCUUGUUUCUUAUGGGAGGAUUUAAUACAAACAAUAUGAACAUGAGCCGAGCAAAUGUGUAUGUCGCUCACAUUCUGGGCGGGACGUCCGUGCAAAAUAUCCUACACUGGAGCCAGGCAAUGAAUUCUGGGGAAUUCCGGGCAUUUGACUGGGGGAAUGAGACCAAAAAUCUGGAGAAAGGCAAUCAGCCAACUCCCGUAAGGUACAAGGUCAGAGAUAUGAUGGUCCCCACCGCAGUGUGGACUGGGGGUCAGGACUGGCUUUCAAAUCCAGAGGACGUGAAGACGCUGCUCUCCGAGGUGACCAAUCUCAUCUACCAUAAGAACAUUCCUGAGUGGGCACAUGUGGAUUUCAUCUGGGGCUUGGAUGCUCCUCACCGUAUGUACAAUGAGAUCAUACAUCUGAUGAAGCAGGAGGAGACCAGCUUCUCCCAGGGAAAGUGCGAGAUCAGGCUGUGAAGCAUCCGAUACUGAUGAGUCUUAGGAUUUUUCAGGAUUUCCAGAAACUGGAAACCUCUCCUAUCAGUAGAAGGGGGUGGGGAAGGGAGGGCAGAGAUAUAAUACGCAUUCCUUCAGAGUUCCUGUAUUUGACACUAAAACGGACAUUUAAAUUUUUUUUAGCUCAUUAAAAUACUCAUUGGGUGAACAUAGGUUUCCUGUGUUAUAUAUUCUGCCAUCCUGAAGGGCAGGUUUUGCCUGACAGCCGGAAAUUAACCAGGACUCUUUAUAUCAUUCAGGUAGACCCCUUUACAAUGUUAACUUUUUUUCUAGAAGCCAUAUUUUUGGAACAGUCAAGUAAAAUGAUGGAUGGGGACAGCGACAGAGGUCUUGAAUCUCUGGAUUUGUUGUAACUACGACAAAAUAAGCUAGACAUUUUCACCUUAUUGCCAUAGAGACAUCACGCUACCUCAGGAAGCUGAGCUGUUUUAGGAAAGAAAGAGAGAGAGAGAGAGAUGGAAAGAGAACAGUAUGGACGAAAUACAUUUUAAGCAUCAUUAAAAAGGGCCAAGUUUUAUAGUUGAGUCUCAGAGGAAAUAAUUUGGUAAGAUAUUUAGUCACUUUUCCAGUAAGUACGUUAUGCCCUGCAUGGAGCACGUCUAUCUGUCAGUACCUAGUGCCAAGUCCAAGUUCAUAUGAGAGUUUACUGCCUGAGGCUACCAACGUCUGGCCCCGUUUUCCCCCUUCAAAAAUUAAAAACUGGGAAAAAAGCUUUAGAAAUUCAUGAGCAUAGUGACACAAACUGUCAUGUAUUCUGUCCCUUGAUCUUGACAAGUACCCAAACUCAUCCACAAAUCUGGAUUUAUUUCUUUAGAAAAAUGUUCACAGUUCACACAGUUUCCAAGAUGACAGUUAUAAGUUACGUGAGUGAGAGUGUAAUUUUGCAAACCAGAUUGAAGGUAUACUGGUGCGUGAAGUUCGCUUCUUUAUUCAAUCCCCCAGAGUCACCUGCUAACUUCAUUCAAUGCAAAUGUAUCUUAAAUAAUUUAAGAGACACUUAAAGGCUUCAGAAUCUAUAUAUACACUCUACUACUUCCCUCACAAAACAUGUACUGUAAGGUUCUGUACAUAGUUCAAUAAAUACUCCUGGAUUGGAUUUU